AUGGCUUCCUUCCGGCUGUGGUGCGCGGCGUGGCUCGCGCUGAUGUUACGGGGAGGCGCGGCACAGUUCCACCCGGUCUCCUCGGGACAGGAGUUCCCUCGAGCCGCGACCUGGGACCGGACCCUUGUGGACAUCCCCCACCGUCUUCUGUGCCACGAGCUGUGUCUUAAAGACGCCUCCUGCGCCUCCUUCCAGUACAACCUGACGUCUCGGGAGUGCCGGAUCAGCAUCGACCCCGACUGCUACUCGGAGCAGGCCGCCUGUACGCCCGGCCAGGUGUGCCGGGACAGGUGCGACAAUGACGGCGUCUUGGACUGCACCUGCCGGGCGUCCUCGUGGGCCAGGCCGGAGUGCAAGUCCACGGAGCUGGGUACCUGGGAAGACUGGGGUCCGUGGGGAGACUGUUCUGUGAGCUGUGGAGGCGGGGUGAAGAAGCGCAUGCGCACCUGCCGUGACGAGUAUGACGGGAAGACGUGUGUCGGACGGGAUACUGACGUCAAACUGUGCAAGACGAAAAAGUGUCCAGAAUGGACGGAGUGGAGCGGCUGGACCAGGUGUACCCGAUGUGGCCGGUCCCGUACCCGCACCCGGACCUGCCCCGUCCCGGGACACUGCAGCGGACCCGACGUACAGAAAAUGUCCUGUGCGAGCAGCAAGGAAUGCUCAACUCAUGUCCGUCUGCAGAGAGGGCUGUUCGUGACAGACGGGUGGGUGGAGGUUUGGGACCAGCUGAACGGCUACUGGAGGCCGCUGUGUGGGGAGUGGACACAGCAGGAUGGCAAGGUUGUCUGCAGACAUAUCGGAUUUAAGGACGUCGAAGAAGACACACCCCAUGACAUAAUGAACCUGGGCUGCUUUACUGACGACCCGGGUGACAAGAGCCCAGCUGACGUCUGGAACACGACUCUAAACGGACCUUCCAUGACGUCAUCAUCUCCCCAGGACUGCCUCGCCUUCUGUCGUCUGCGGGGCUUCAAAUAUGCUGCCAUUCGGGACGGCGACGCCUGUCAGUGCGGACGGGGAUACGCCCGGAACGGCCAGGCGGACCGGUCGGCCUGCGACGCGCCGUGUGCCGACGCCGACAGCUGGACAUGCGGCAGUCAGACAUCCGGCCUGCUCAACGAUGUCUACACAUACGCACCUCUCGGUAACAGCAUGUACUUCCCUAUGGACGAGAAGCGCCCUGAGACCGGGGAGAUCGUGGGGAACCCUUCGGUGCACACCUACAACGGCGCCGGCAUCACGGACGGGGUCGUCGGCAAGGCGCUCUACCUGGACGGGACCAACCAGUGGGUCAAGACGGGCCAGCUGGACGGGACGUGUCUCGGCAGCACCACGCUCUGUCCGGAGGGUUUCACCAUCGGCAUGUGGAUUAAGCUGAUGACCAUGCCACCGUCGGACCGGUACUUCAUGUCCACCGGCGGGCACACCCGCUCCUCGUACGGCUUCAACUUCUACUACGACGUGCCGGACGGGCCGGGGUUCUGGGUCACCCAUCAGGACGCCUGGUGCAGGACGCACUUCGCCCUGCCGAUCGGCGUCUGGAUGCACCUGUCCCUGUCCUGGAAGGCGCCAUGCGACAUCAGCGUCUUCGUCAACAGCACCGAGGUGGACUUCACACUGUCUAAGGCCCGGCCCAGCACUCUGGAGGAGGACAUACACACCAGCCUGGCCAUAGGAGCCCCUAACACUGUGACCAGCGUGACCGGCAUCGCCGGACACAUCACUGUGGACGAGGUCCGCUUCUGGGACAGGAAAGUGACGGGGAAGGAGAUACACGAAGUCAUCAUACACGACCUGAAGAUGUCAGGUGACCACUACCACCCUCAGGAGGGGUCAAAGGUCAUGAAGGGCAGGUUCCAGUGCUCCGGGGAGGAGAAGCUACUGGGCAUGUGCGAACACGAGGAGGACUCCUCAUUGGCUGACGACAUCUGCGGCACCAGCACGCAGAACUACGUGCGAUGUGUCCCCCAUGGCUGGUGGGACAGCUGGUCGUCCUGGAGCUCCUGUAUGAACGGCGAGUCCCGGCGGACCCGGAAGUGCUACACGCCGUCUCCGCACUACCAGGGGAACUGCACCGACAGCCCCGGGGUCGGCGAGCAGGUCAAGUCGUGCGUCUUCACGGACAUCUAG
Molecule: messenger RNA, 2133 nt
Organism: Branchiostoma belcheri (Belcher's lancelet)
Lineage: Eukaryota; Metazoa; Chordata; Leptocardii; Amphioxiformes; Branchiostomatidae
Exons: 13
Coding region: 1-2133 (710 amino acids)
Biological process (GO): extracellular matrix organization
Cellular component (GO): extracellular matrix; membrane
Molecular function (GO): metalloendopeptidase activity
Source: RefSeq, a predicted model, not a curated record